This is a messenger RNA of Pyrus x bretschneideri (Chinese white pear), 2880 nucleotides long. Its product is annotated as DUF21 domain-containing protein At1g55930, chloroplastic. Lineage: Eukaryota; Viridiplantae; Streptophyta; Magnoliopsida; Rosales; Rosaceae. The record is from RefSeq and is a predicted model, not a curated record. Gene Ontology annotation, molecular function: flavin adenine dinucleotide binding.
CUUGCUGCCGCCGCCAAAUUGCCAAUCCAAACCACCCUUCGGUUCCAAUUUCUUCAGCUGUCAAGUAACCACUUCGCCUUCUCCAACAGCCAAACAUGUUUCUGAACAAUCCGACUAAUAUCCCACACCCACUUCUCUCUCCCCCCUAAAACCCUAGUCUCCCCUCCUUAUCCCCCACUCCAACACCUCUAAUUUUGUCCCACCCAAUAACAAACACAAGAAAAAUCCCAAACAAGAAAAUUAUAAAAAAUCCUGUAUAAUAAUUUCCAAAUUUCCCCAAUUUCAAAGCUUUGACAAUAAAUUUUAUUCAUUUCUUGGCCGUUUGAUUCUCAAUUAGUUCAUUUUUCGUUCUGGGUUUUGUUCAAAUUCUGUUCUUUGAUUGUAAUUUACCGAAAUGGCGCUCGAGUCUUUUAUUCUAGCUCAUAAGUUCAUUUCCGGGUCGAAAUCAUGGAAUUUCUUGUGUUGCAAUGGGCAAACAAGGUUUCCGGUGAAGGUUUUGCCGCAAAAUAACCGGUACCCAUUUCGAUUUGGGCCGAAUUGUAUCGGUGGUGGCGGUUUUAAGAAGUUCUUAGCUCCAAGGUUAGAAGGAGUCGACGUGGUGGUUAAUAAAGCUCGUUUGGAAGCUCUAGGCGAAGAUAGUGGGAGUGUGGGUGGUAUGAAUGCUGUUUCGGGCUCAAAGUUUGAUUUCGUUAAGGAAUUGGUGAAGUGCGGAGUUGUUUUGGCAGCUGUGAUUUGUGGGGUUUUAAUUUAUGGGUGUAGAAGAGCUUUUGCUGUGGAGGGUGUGAUCAAUGCAGGCUAUGGGGUUAUUGGGCAGAGCAUAUUGUUGCUGAGGAAUGCCUGGCCCAAGACAUUGCUGGUUCUUCAGGUUUUCAAGGAGCAGGGUCUGAUUUUGGCCGCGCUUUUGGGUCUCUCGGCGUUUUUUUCAAUGGCGGAGACUUCAAUUACAACGUUGUGGCCCUGGAAGGUGCGUGAGUUGGCUGAGAAAGAGACUGAAAAUGGCGUCUUCAAAUUGCUUCGCAACGAUGUUACUCGGUUCUUGACAACCAUACUUAUUGGCACAACUGUUGUCAAUAUUGGAGCAACUGCUUUAGUUACAGAUGCUGCAACGGCAAUAUUUGGUGAAGCUGGUGUCACCGCAGCAACUGGAGUAAUGACUGUUGCUAUUUUGCUCCUCACUGAAAUAACUCCAAAAAGUGUUGCUGUUCACAAUCCCACAGAGGUUGCUAGGUUUGUGGUUAGGCCAGUGGCGUGGCUUUCUUUGGUAUUAUACCCCGUGGGGAGAAUUGUUACAUAUCUAUCGAUGGGGAUGCUAAAAAUACUCGGAUUAAAAGGAAGAAGUGAACCGUAUGUUACUGAAGAGGAGUUAAAACUGAUGCUGCGGGGGGCAGAGUUGAGUGGGGCAAUAGAGGAGGAAGAACAGGAUAUGAUAGAAAAUGUGUUGGAGAUUAAAGACACACAUGUUCGAGAGGUGAUGACGCCUCUCGUAGAUGUAGUUGCCAUCGAUGCCAGUGCAACGCUAGUUGAUUUUCAUGACUUGUGGGUAACUCAUCAAUAUUCAAGGGUACCUGUUUUUGAACAGCGAGUUGACAAUAUCGUAGGAAUUGCAUAUGCAAUGGAUCUACUGGAUUAUGUUCAGAAGGGUGAGCUACUAGAAAGUACUAGUGUCGGGGAUAUGGCUCAGAAACCUGCUUACUUUGUGCCCGAUUCAAUGUCCGUUUGGAAUCUCCUUAGGGAGUUCCGCAUUCGAAAGGUUCACAUGGCCGUAGUUCUUAACGAAUACGGUGGAACUGUAGGGAUAGUAACCCUGGAAGAUGUGGUUGAGGAAAUUGUUGGGGAAAUAUUUGACGAAAAUGAUUCAAAAGAGGAGAUUCAGAAAAAAACUGGCUACAUUGUGAUGCGUGCAAAGGGGAUAUACGAUGUGGAUGCAAACACGUCUAUUGAUCAACUCUCUGAAGAUCUAAAUGUCAAGAUGCCAGAGGGUCAUCAAUAUGAGACUGUAUCAGGUUUUAUAUGUGAGGCAUUUGGAUAUAUCCCAAGGACGGGUGAGAGCAUUAAAAUUGUUCUUGAGAAUGAAAAUGACGAGGAGAUUGACGAGACCAAGUCUGACAAUCAGGAUAAAAAUGAAAAGCACCAAAUUUUUAAAAUUGAGAUACUAGCAGGAAAUGCCAGAAAGGUUGGUGCUGUUCGAUUUGAAAGGAUAGAGAACGAUGCUGCUACAUUGGAGACCGACGAGGUGACCCGCUUGGUUCCCAAAAUCAUGAAAAGAAAGUGGAGUGGUGAUCAGGACUCAGACGGUACAGACUAUGACGAGGAUUCAUUUCAGAAGAGACCACAGAAUACCAUAUCUGAUGAACAUGAAGACGCUGUUGAUAAUGUCAGUAGACAUUAGUUGCAUUUCUUGCGAUUUGCUUUUUGACGGAAUCAUACAAGAGGUAAAGAUUGAGAACAAAAUAACAAGAAUCAGGAAGGAACACUGUAAAAAGAUUCAAAGUUUUGAGUAUCAAUAUCUGGCAUUUAAGGACCAAAAUUUUCCCAACCGGGACUCAUUUGAUCUCCAGAAAAGUGUGAGAUGUACACAGAGCCAUCUUUGUGGGAGAUAACCUAGGUUGAUGGAAGGAUCAAUUUAGAAAACAAAACCAAACUAGCUGAUUUGUAUCGUCACUGGAUUGACCUUCUGGUUUUGUUAUUAGCGUUGAACUCCCCCUACUGUCGAAAAUAAUAGAUGAAACAACUGGUGGUGGUCGCUUCAGUGCCUCCCGCCAUGUCGAUGAAGACCUGUAACUUGCCAAUAAAGAUGGGGAGUGCUCUUUGGAAAAGACAGGUUUUGCAUAUUCUUGCCAUGUUACGAAAUGAUUAAAUUAUUAAUUUUCGGUUGUUGAA